Molecule: messenger RNA, 1359 nt
Organism: Olea europaea var. sylvestris
Lineage: Eukaryota; Viridiplantae; Streptophyta; Magnoliopsida; Lamiales; Oleaceae
Product: protein IMPAIRED IN BABA-INDUCED STERILITY 1-like
Exons: 5
Coding region: 118-825 (235 amino acids)
Source: RefSeq, a predicted model, not a curated record
UUCCAUCCCAAGCCUUACGCAUGUGAUCCAUCGAGCUUGCCAAAAUAUCCACCAAACAAAGAGAUUGAUGCUAAAUUCCGUGAAGAAGUGCGAAGGAGGAAGGUCACUGCCGUGUCUAUGAAAUAUCCAAGAAGAGUGCGUAAAACUCAUCAAGAUCCAACUAGUUUUGGCACAGUAAUUCCAUCUGAGGUCGUAGAGGCAAAUAUUCAAGUUGGUCGAAGACACCAUGGAGGAGGUUCCCAUCUGUACAAGGGAGGACGAGCUACUGUGUCUCGGAUGUCAGCCAAGGAAUAUUAUGAUACAGUGUCAGAAGCUUCUCAAAUGACAGAGGAAUCUCAAGCAGAUAGCGUUAAAACAGUCCCCGUGCAAAUCACAGCGUCUAGCGGCUUUGCAUGGGCAAAAAAGCGAAAACAGGAAGCCGGAAUGACAAGAUUAGGUUAUCGUACUUCAAGAAGUCACAAUUUGGGUACAAAUUUAGGUACAUUAGACCUAUCCAGAGUAAUGCAUCCACAAGAUACUUUGGACGCUGUAGUCCAAGAGUUCGACGAUGUUCCCAGCAAGGUCCAAUCUGACACUCGACGACCUGCUGAGAACGCCAAACAUGUGACGUUCAAACAACAAGAAAUCCUGCUCCAUCAACAGGAUUCUUUUGAUCCACCCGAUGCAUACGAACCUCAAGAAUUAUCAAUGCAUCAAAAUAAGUUGAAAGGGAGGGGUGGAUUCUCAGGGCCACUGUUAUAUCCGUCUCAAAGAGCGGAGGCAAGUAUGAAUGGCCAACCUCGUCAUGAUGUUCGUAGGUCCCGCUUUUCUCGAGACUUGUAUUAAACACUACCAGGAAUGCACGAUCCUGCACAACCUCGGAUUGCACAGUGCUGCACGGACUAUGAUCUUUUCAUCCCACUGUUAAAAGUUGUACCAAUGAACUAUACGAAAACCAGACACAGAUUCGUUCAAAUUACUACGUAAAAGGCUUGGUACGAGAAAAUCAGAAUCGCGCAAGAAAUGGUAGGUACAUUGUCAAUUCCUAUCAAUACGGGAAUCAUUUUGAAAUAUUUUGGCCGAAAGAUUGACCCGAUGACAGCAACAUAAUGUAAAGAUUAGCCUUCUCUUUCUUCUCUAAUUGUUACUAGAGAUGCUUCUGCCCGAUAAGUCUUUCCUCAUUUAUUUUCACAUUCGCCCAACUUUUCCAUUGCACUCUCUGCUGUACGUUCAUAUUAUUUUUUCGUUUUUUAUUUUGAAGGAAUGUGAACUUUUAGAGUUGCUAAGAAAAUGAUAUUAUUUUAAGUUUUAUUGUAAACUCUGUUUUAUUUUGAUUCUGAUGAACAUUUUGAGGAAGCAACUUCUCACAUUCCUAUAGUC